GAGAGUUACCAGAGAGAAGAAAAGGAAAUCCUCAGCUUCCACUCUUCUGGUUGUUUUGCAUCCCUGAUAUGACCCUGUUCAGUCCAAGAUACAUGAGCAUGAGUGGAGAGUUGAAGUCAAGCCGCUCUAGGGCAGCCAGUAAGAGGGCCAGCAACACCACUUAUGGAUCUGACUUCGACCUGGACUAUGACAGCUAUCACGAGGACUACUAUGACAGGGUGUACGACUACCAGCGUGUGCCAGCAUCCCUCUCUCCUCUACCCCUGGGACCCAGCCUGGCCAAGCGAUCCCGCUCCUCCUCCUACUCCUCCGGGCACAGACGCAGCCGAGACAGAACCCACUCCAAAAGCUCCAGAGCCCACUCCACUAACUCAACCACAGCCAAGUUGGGGAUGGAAGAGUUGCAGGUGAUUAAAAAGGAGCUGACUCUGAUAAAGACACAGAUCGAUGGGCUGCUUGACAGUCUUGACAGGAUGGACACACAGAGGAAUGACCACAAAGGUUCUCCUCUUAGAGAGGACAGUCCAGUUGGUUCGCCGUAUCCUCUGUCGGCCAGCAGCCCAGAGCACUCCCUCUCCUCCCUCUCCCCUCCCAGCUCCCGCCAUCGAAUCCACAGGGAGAGCCCCGAGCUGAGGGAGCCCGAUGACGACCACCACACGAUGAGCAACCACAGCUCUGACCCCGAGGAGGAAAUAUGAGGAAGGAAUAGAAGAAAACGACGUGGAUUAAGUGCCAAACAUGGAGGAAGAGAACACAAACCCAUCGAGAUAACACCCAUAUCAGAGGGUGCACAUAUCAGAUGAUAUAAUGCGUUUAUUUGCGUCACAGCAGCAGCUUGAUUUUUUUUUCCAGAAACACCGACACAGGUCACUUAGACACAUACAUCAGCAGCAUAUCUGACUGACAUGAAUUCUUUAGGUCGGCCUGAGAGCAUGUGAGCGGGACAGUGAUCCUAUCUAGAAAGUAA
Messenger RNA from Stegastes partitus (bicolor damselfish), 967 nucleotides. RefSeq names its product heterogeneous nuclear ribonucleoproteins C1/C2-like. Gene Ontology annotation, cellular component: nucleus. The record is from RefSeq and is a predicted model, not a curated record. The coding region runs from base 69 to 698 and encodes 209 amino acids. The transcript is spliced from 7 exons. Lineage: Eukaryota; Metazoa; Chordata; Actinopteri; Pomacentridae. Gene Ontology annotation, molecular function: RNA binding.